Messenger RNA from Branchiostoma floridae (Florida lancelet), 2561 nucleotides. Its product is annotated as somatostatin receptor type 5-like. Gene Ontology annotation, cellular component: membrane; neuron projection. The record is from RefSeq and is a predicted model, not a curated record. Gene Ontology annotation, biological process: neuropeptide signaling pathway. Gene Ontology annotation, molecular function: neuropeptide receptor activity; neuropeptide binding. Bases 474 to 1667 code for a protein of 397 amino acids. Lineage: Eukaryota; Metazoa; Chordata; Leptocardii; Amphioxiformes; Branchiostomatidae. The transcript has a single exon.
UAUCUCCUUGGAGGCAAGGAGAGAAUUACUAUUUCCGAUGUAUAGGAGGACAUUGUAUGGUUGUACGUAUUUAUGACGUCGAUCAUUAGUCCAUAUGGCUUAACAGGCGAUGUGAAGUCCCAUUGAUUGGUUCUAUAAAAGACCCAAUUAAAGCCUCCAUCCAAUCAGAACCUGUAACGGCCUAUCUGUGGUGCAUAUGAGGCCUCAUUAGCGGAUCAAGAUUGACAGGUCCGUCCUGUAGCUUGUACUAGUAUACCGGAAAGUGGGCGAAAGAAAGAAACGCUCACAGAAAUCUUGGCUCUUUUAUUGAGUGUCUCCUGCGACAGCGACAGGUAGCAACGAAACUCCUGUGAUCACAGUUUGAUCAAGCAGGCCUGUACAUACCUUAGACUUUAGGUCCUCCUGUACCUACAUUGGGCAGCAAGAUUCCAUCUAGGCCUGUUUGCCACACUUCAUUCUAUAGAAUUUUUGCUAUGGAAAUGUUCAAUUUUCUUACCGGACACUCCGCCACCAUGAAUGCCUCCUCAGCGGCGAAUUGGAGCUUCCCUAACGGCACGUAUGGCCUCCUGACACCGCAGCCGGUCCCGAACGCCAUCACAGCAAUCGUUGCCCCCACCGUGUACGGCCUCGUCACGGCGUUAGGCCUGGUGGGGAACCUGUUGGUGAUCUACACGCUGUUGGUACACACGAAGACAAAGGACGCUACGAGUUACUACAUUCUGAACUUGUCACUAGCCGACACCCUUUUCAUGCUCGGUGUCCCCUUCAUCUCCGCAUCCUCAGCCAUGGAGAGAUGGGUGUUCGGGAGAGCCAUGUGUAAGAUUGUCUUAUCUAUGGACGCUAUGAACCUGUUCAACAGCGUCUUCAACGUGGCCGUGUUGAGCGUGGACCGCUACCUGGCCAUCGUCCGUGCCACCAGCCACCCCGAUCUCCGCCGGCCGAAAGUGGCGAUCGCCGUCAGCCUUUCAGUGUGGGCGGCGGCCUUCCUGCUGUCCAUCCCCGUCAUGGUGGUGAGCGACGCCAUGGAGAUGUGGAACGCGGACUACAUGUGCAUGCUGGACUGGCCCGCCGAAAACUCCCUGAUCUGGUACAAAGCUUUCAUUUCUUACAUGUUCAUCGUGGGCUUCGUCAUUCCACUGGUAGUGAUCAGCGUGUCCUACCUACGAGUCGUGCGCCAUCUCAAACAAAACGAGUCCACGCACACUGAAGUGGCCAGGGUCGCCUCCAGGACGCGGACAAAAGUGACGCACACAGUCCUCGCUAUGAUCGUGACCUUCGUGAUCUGCUGGCUGCCGUUCCACCUGUGUCAGCUCGUGAACUUGAUCGCAGACCUGCAGCCGACGUCGGGCGUUGCGUUCGCUUUUCACGUCGCCAUGGUCAUGUCAUACGCCAACAGUUGCGCCAACCCCAUCCUCUACGUCUUCACGAGUCAGAAGUUUCGGGAGAGCCUGCGGUCCGCGCUGGGGAUGAAGCGGAACAAGUCCUGGACCACCACCGAUCAUCCCAGUUACUACCUCCACGAGAUUAAGAGAGAUGCGGCUGUCGCUCGUAGGCGGCGGCGGGAAGAGAACGAAUUCUUCGAGGAAGAAAACAAUGAGGUAAACGUGAGAACACUUCCACAUUCGGCUUCUCCUCAAGAUAUUGUCAUGUAUGAAACAUCAGUUUAGAGCACUGAUAAAGAAAUGGGAUGAUUAGGAUGAAUGAAGAAUUAACUUCUGGUAAAAGAAAUGGGUUAAAAUGUGUAACCAUCAUCUUUGAAGUUAGCGUAUAUUUCCAAAAUAAUUAUUUUCAUGAUUAAAAAAUAAGAUACCAAUCCUCCAAAUUCGGCUCCCAAAGAAGUUUUCAUGUAUGAAACAUCAGUUUAGAGCACUGAUAAAGAAAUGAGAUAAUUAAGACGGUUAGACCUAAGAUGAUCCAACUGUCUAUUGAUCUUCUGCAUGAAACCUCAGUCUUCUAAACAGUCCCUUAAUUAAGUUAGAGAAUUGGUUCAUCAUGUCGAGUGUUGUAUUGAAAAUCUAUUUUGUCAGGGCCAGGUAAAGGAUAGGUUCAGCCAGUUUCGAUUUAAUUAACGUGUAGGCGUAGCCUCCAUAGCAGGCUAUCUAGGGCCUUUUUUGACUGCCGGCAGUCAGAAAAGGCCAGCAAUCAGCGACCCCGUACAAAAAGAAAUGGCCAGCAAAAGUGUAUUAUGAGCCAAAAACGGCCCUAGAGAGCCUGCUAUAGAGGCUACGCCUACACGUUAAUUAAAGUAGUUAGGCGUUUGUUUUUUUUUUGUAAUUGAAGAUCGAUUUAUAUUGUAUGGUCCUCUUCUGUACUAUGUAUCUGUAUCUUUUUCUGUAUAGCUGGUAUAACCGCCCUUCGGUGUAACACACCAGCUUCUGUAUCUGUAUUUGUACAGCCGGUAUGCCCGUCCUUCGGAGUAACAAAAAGCUUCUGUUCUAUAAAGUCGGUUGUUUAAAGCUAUCGAAAACUUCUGUUAGAUCAUUAAAUGAAAUUUGUGAGUAAUAAUUCCAUUGAGUGAUGAUUUUGUGCCAAAGUGUGACAUGGAUGAUGUAACAUUGGUA